This is a messenger RNA of Mizuhopecten yessoensis (Yesso scallop), 2701 nucleotides long. Its product is annotated as SAP30-binding protein-like. The coding region runs from base 243 to 1196 and encodes 317 amino acids. The transcript has 10 exons. NCBI's taxonomy places the organism in Eukaryota, Metazoa, Mollusca, Bivalvia, Pectinida, Pectinidae. Gene Ontology annotation, cellular component: nucleus. The record is from RefSeq and is a predicted model, not a curated record. Gene Ontology annotation, biological process: regulation of DNA-templated transcription.
UUCAGUGGUGAAGAUAAAAAAGUCAAACGAGCUCUUAAUCGAGACAACACAUUUUGAACGUAUGUUGGCUGUAUUUAGAACUUUUUAUUAAUCGAAAUAAGGAUCGAACUGAUACAUACAUCAAUAUGUGAAAGAAAGAAUACGAAUUAAUUUUGUCUGAAAUGAUUGUUUCACUUUGAGUCAAUAUUCCCGUUCAAUCGAGACGUGUUGUUGACGAUAUCGAUUUGGUGCACGAACCAGUAAUGAUGGAAAGGAACGAUAGCUCAGCUGCGAUGUCUUCGUUGGCUAUGUAUGGAAGGGCUGACGAAGAAAAUUCUGAUGACGACCAAGACAAGCUGAAUUCUCCAUCCAUAUCUGCGAUUGAUAAUAUUUCGGAUGAAGAGACUGAGUUACCAAGUUCACGACCAUCUUCCAGGACCGUUUUAGAUGAGGACUACAACUCUGGAUCCAGUGCAACGUUACCAGAUAAAGAACUGACGAAGAAGCCCCUUAAAAGAAAGCCUACAAGAUUAGUUUCCUAUGGUAAGGAUGAUCUUGAAUCUGAUGAGGAAGAAAAAUCUGACGAAGAGGAAGGGGAACAAGAUGACCUCAUGUCAAAUGAACAUGUUCUGAAUUCAUCUUUAAACCCAGAACAAGCAUCUCUGUUAUCAAGAAGUGUGUUGAACAAAGCAGCAGAUGAAAUAGAAAUACCGCCAGAACCUACAGGAAAAUGUUCCCGUCACUUACAGGAAAAGAUUGCUAAAUUGUAUGAGAAGAUGCGAAGGGAUGGACUCAAUAUGGUGGCAUCCAUAGAAAGAAGAAAAGACUUCCGAAAUCCCAGUAUAUGUGAGAAACUUAUAGAAUAUUGUGGCAUAGAUGAGAAGGGCACCAACUAUCCUCCGGAAAUUUUUGAUCCACACAGAUGGGGUAAAGAAUCAUUCUAUGAUGCCUUAGAUAAAGCUCAGACAAUUGAAGUAAAUAAGAGAGAGAAAGAGAAGAAGGACAAGACAAAGAUUGAGUUUGUGGUUGGUACAAAAAAGAUAUCAUCAGAAGGACCAUCAGAUGAGAAGAGGAGAAAGAGUAAAUGGGAUGCCCAGCCCAGUGUCAUCAACAUCCCUGGGAUGAUCAAUCCUGCCGUGAUAAAUCUGACUGCCACAGGGACAAAAUCAACGGUCAUCCCUGCCCAUGGCAGUAUAACAAAGAAAUCGUCAAAGUGACCACCUCUUUAAGAAUGUCAAUGGUCAGCAGUAUAAACGAUGUUUAUGUGAGACUUCAAACUGACCCCUUCUUGAAAAAAAAGUUAGUGGUCAGCAAGACCUAUUAAUGUGAAAGUUUUUAGUGACGCUGGUCAGUCACAGCUGAUUAGAGCUGUCUGAUGAAAGACAUAACUAGAAGGGAAAAUGCUGGUUUGGUGAUUUUUUUUGCCAGCUAUUAUUGAGUUAACAGGUCAAGUUAAUUAAGAACCAAGCAAUACUGCCUACAGACUGUUGAUCACAAAACUUACUGACACUGCUGUAGUCUCAUGAAGCAUGGCUGAGUGAGUGACACCAGGUCUGCUGUGUUGUGUAGAUCCCUCUUCAUUGGAAUGCCUUACAAUCUAGAACAUUGUGUACAUACAUAUAUGAUUGUAUAGAUAAUGAUGCCAUUUUUGGGAUAAUUGAAAAUGCACAGGUCAGGAUAUAGUCACAUACUUGAGGAAUUGUAAUCAUCAGUUUGGAAGCUGAAGAAUCCACAACUGUUACUGUGGAAGCUGAUGGUCAUCAUAACAUUGCCUAUUUAUAAGUCCUGCAGCCAGUCUUUAGUAGGUUUAUACCAUGUCAAGUCAAAUGUGUGGCCAGUAAUAUACACAAGUAUUACAAUCUCAAAACAAAAAUGGUAUUUUUGUAUUUUUUAGCCAUAUACACAUUUCACUUUCUUACAAGAACUAUAAUACAGUGCACUUUUAACUGCCAGUCAUGUGAUGUUUAGUGAGUAAGGUUAACACCAUGAUAUUAACUUUUGGGCAGAACUACACUAUAAAUAUAAAAUUAUACUGUUGACUAAAACAUACACCUACAUAUAGAAUUAUGUAUUUAGUUUCACUGUGUCAUCAUAGCUUGUUCAUACAUGUACAUUUAAAUAACAUUUUAUUCCACUGAUACUCGUUAUGCUGACAGAUACUUCUUCAUCUGUUAACUUCCAUUGUUUUCAAAAAUAUCCUGAAGAAGUGAAACCUUGACAUUUAUCAUUUAGAUAAUGAUCUUCCCCAAUCUGUUGCCAUGUGUUAUAGUCUCAGUAUAUCAUUGUAGGUGACAUAUAACUUCACUCAGAAACUUGGUAUACCUCCUUGCAACAAAGUUAGGAAUGAGAUAGAUUCUUGUUCUAACAGCUCCUAUGGUUUUCAUCUGAAUUAAAUAAACUCCACCAAUUUUGUCAUCACACUUGAAAGUUGCGAACUUUUGCUUCUUGAUCUGCGUAUUAUGGAAGUGAAUACCAUUUUUUUAUUUCCAUUUAAUAUUUUGUCCAAAAUAUUACCAGUUUCCUUUGUGAAUGACAUUUUUUGAAACUUGGUACACAUUAUUGGUAACUUAUGUUCCUUACUGUGGUAUCUUAUAUAUUGGAGAGACAUUAGUUUGUAGCUUCACAUGGUAAGCACACCAUAACUAGUGCUUAACUUCCACUAUGAUCAGAACGUCAUUACUUACAAUGUGGAUAUUUGCAAUUAAAUAUUUUCACUAUCGUG